AUGGAAGACAACUCAAAUUCCAGCAGGAACAGAACCAACACUCCACCUCUUCCACAGAUCCGAACCGACAUAGGUUCCUUAUACUCAGCCGAUCUCACUUCCUACAACACAGCCUGCAGAGAAGAUCCAGACUUACAAUCCUUCGAUUCCUCUCUUCACCAACGCACCAACCGAGUCAUCAACUCGCUCGCCUCGGGUGCCGAAACUCGCUCCUUAUCCUUUGACGCCCUCAUCGAAGUCUCGGGCUGUCUCCUCGAGAUGAACCACGAGGUGGUCCGGUUUAUCAUCGAAAGCAAAGAAGACGUUUGGGACAACAAAGACUUGACUUGCUUGGUCAAUGCUUACUUCGACAGUAGCAUCAAGACCUUAGAUUUCUGCAAUGCCGUUGAUCAUUGUGUGAAACGAGCGAGGAUUGGUCAAAUGAUCAUUCAGUUCGCGGUUAAGCAAUUUGAGAUCGAACCAUCAUCAUCAUCACAAGGGAAUAAACCGGGUGAGAAUAAGUACGCGAAAACUCUGGAAGAGCUUAACAAGUUUAAAGCUUCUGGUAACCCGUUUGAUGGAGAUUUCUUCAUGCUGUUCGAGUCUGUUUACGAGCAGCAGGUUCUGCUUUUGGAGAUACUUCAUAAGCAGAAGAGGAAGCUUGAUAAGAAGCUCAAGAACAUCAAGCAUUGGAAGAAGAUUUCGAAUGUGGUUUUCGUGACUGCCUUCGUCUCUGUUUUGAUCUUCUCUGUGGUUGCAGCUGCUAUAGCUGCACCGCCCGUUGUGACCGCGGUUGCAGCUGCGUUGGCGGUUCCGAUCGGCUCUGUAGGGAAAUGGUGUAAUCAUCUUUGGAAGAAGUAUGAGACCGCUGUGAAAGGACAGAAAGAUAUUGUCUUGUCGAUGAGGAUUGGUGCUUACGUGACUAUGAAGGAUAUGGACAACAUUAGAGUCCAUGUGGAGAAGCUGAAGAUUGAGAUGGAAGCAAUGAUGCAGAGAGUUGAUUUUGCGAUCAAGGAGGGAGAUGAAGAGGUGGCUGUGAGGCUUUCGAUUCAAGAGAUGAGCAAGAAGUUUGAUGUUUUCACAGAGAGAAUCGAGGAAGUUGGUGAGAACGCAACCAAGUGUAGCAAAAACAUCACAUUGGCGAGAACUAUUGUUUUGAGGCACAUUCUUAGCUUUCCCUCAAGUUCAGAUUCAGGGCAAGGAAACUUGAUUGAGGCAAUCACAUUGUGA
Microthlaspi erraticum is the source of this 1209-nucleotide messenger RNA. Lineage: Eukaryota; Viridiplantae; Streptophyta; Magnoliopsida; Brassicales; Brassicaceae. The record is from the annotation of a GenBank genome assembly.